Molecule: messenger RNA, 1326 nt
Organism: Saitoella complicata NRRL Y-17804
Lineage: Eukaryota; Fungi; Ascomycota; Saitoellomycetes; Saitoellales; Saitoellaceae
Product: Nucleotidyltransferase
Exons: 1
Biological process (GO): RNA 3'-end processing
Cellular component (GO): TRAMP complex; nucleolus
Molecular function (GO): mRNA binding; poly(A) RNA polymerase activity
Source: RefSeq, a predicted model, not a curated record
AUGAGUGUCGCGAAAAGCAAGGGAGACGAGAAGAAGGCGAAGAAAGCGAAGAAGGAGCAGAAGGCGCAGGAGAAGAGGGAUAAGGAGGAGCAGAAGGCGAAUGCGACAGUUGAUACGUUGGGGGCGAAUGACGAUUUUAUCGCUUUCGACUUCUCCGACGAAGAAGACUCGGACGACUCGUCAACCUCAGACUCUGACAGCGACAGCGAAUCUGAAGAGGCGUCUGACGAGUCGAACGAGAAAGGCUUCCUCGGCCGCGCAGCAGACAAAGUCAAGAAAUUCAUGCAAGACACAAAAUCCACCCUCUCCCUAAAACGCAAACGCGACUCCGACACCUCCGAAUCCGACUCCGCCAAACGUGCACGAAAAGCCGGACACCCCUGGACCAUCAACAAAUCCUACUCCAACGAAAAAGAAGUCGCCCGAAUCCUCCACCGCGAAAUCCUCGAUUUCGUAGAAUACCUAGGUCCAACCCCCGAAGAACACGAAUUACGACAUCUCGUCGUCGAGCGCAUCCGUGCAGUCGUUAGGAAGACUUGGCCGCAAACCGAGGUACGUGUGUUUGGAUCGUAUGAUACGCGGCUUUAUUUACCGACGAGUGAUAUCGAUCUCGUGGUGUUGUCUACUGGGGCUGUGGUGUAUGAGAAGAAGUCGCAUUUGUACCAGUUGUCGCAGGCGCUUACACGCGCUGGAAUUGCGCAGAAGAUGCAAGUUAUCGCUGGUGCGAGCGUGCCGAUUAUCAAAUUUGUCGACACCCUCACACAGAUCUCGGUCGAUGUUUCCUUUAACAAACCCAGUGGUCUCAUCGGUGCGCAGGUCAUCAAGGGAUAUUGCCAGUCCAUGCCGGCACUGCGACCAUUGGUGUUGGUGAUCAAGUGGUUACUCCAACAGCGAGACCUGAAUGAAGUAUACACAGGCGGUUUAGGCUCCUACGCCAUCAUCUGCAUCUGCGUCUCAUUCCUCCAACUCCACCCAAAACUCAGCACCCACCAAAUCUCAGCCUCCGAAAACCUCGGCGUCCUCCUCAUGGAAUUCUUCGAACUCUACGGUUCGCGAUUCAACUACGACACAGUCGGUAUCUCGAUCGCGGGGAACGGUGGUAAAGGCGCGUAUUUUCGGAAAGCGGCACGGGGGUGGAUUAAUCAUGGACAGACGUAUUUGUUGAGUAUUGAGGAUCCGAGUGAUGAGGGGAAUGAUAUUGCGAAGGCGAGUCGGGGCAUUAUGAGGGUUAAGGCUGCGUUUAGUGGGGCAUAUAGUUUGUUGCAGAGGAGGAUGUUUGAGGUUCAUGAAGUCCAUGCUGAGGGUCUUGGCUCGAAACGGGGAGGG